AUGAAUCCCGGUGGACUUCAAGGGGACAAGUCUGGUAGGCUUUUCAAGGAAGAGUCAGGCCGAUGUUCAGGGGGGGCUCAGUACACCCGGAGAAUAGGGGCUUUAGUCCGGCGGACGUGGGGGACAGAAACAGACAGGUGUAAGGACGGAAAGACAGGAAGUCCGAGGGGACAGAAGGACAGGAAGUCCGAGGGGACAGAAGCUAGAGGAAACUACUACGAGUUUACAAGGUAUUAUAUACUAUGGACAUGUGCGACGGGGACGGAGUUGGCAGAGAUCCGGGUCAACAAGAGGGACAUACGGAAAGGUUUAACUGACAGGCGCAAGGAAAAUAAUACAGGAACAGAGACGGAGAUGAAGUAUCAAAUGGAUCCAGGCAUAGGAGGGGUUAGGACAAGGGGACUAUACAAAUGGGGUAACAGAAUAGGAGCAGGACCGGAAAUGAACUGUCAAGCAGAUCACGGGAAAUGGGGACGGAGAUGA
Messenger RNA from Suillus clintonianus, 483 nucleotides. RefSeq lists its product as uncharacterized. Bases 1 to 483 code for a protein of 160 amino acids. NCBI's taxonomy places the organism in Eukaryota, Fungi, Basidiomycota, Agaricomycetes, Boletales, Suillaceae. The record is from RefSeq and is a predicted model, not a curated record. The transcript has 4 exons.